Messenger RNA from Dinoponera quadriceps, 3682 nucleotides. RefSeq names its product homeobox protein SIX3 (gene Optix). The transcript has 3 exons. Lineage: Eukaryota; Metazoa; Arthropoda; Insecta; Hymenoptera; Formicidae. The record is from RefSeq and is a predicted model, not a curated record. Gene Ontology annotation, cellular component: nucleus; transcription regulator complex. Gene Ontology annotation, biological process: regulation of transcription by RNA polymerase II. The coding region runs from base 583 to 2025 and encodes 480 amino acids. Gene Ontology annotation, molecular function: RNA polymerase II cis-regulatory region sequence-specific DNA binding; DNA-binding transcription factor activity, RNA polymerase II-specific.
CUCUCUCUCUCUCUCUCUUUCUCUCUCUCUCUCUCUCUCGCACACACACAAGACGCUGCUCUCCUCCAGCCAGUACGAGCGGCGGGAUACGAGCGAGCCGGCCGCUGCGAGUCGCCUCGAAAUUAGACAGUGACGUGACGCGACUCGAGAAAGAUAGACACGCCAAUGUGGGCUCUCAGAAUUUAUCACCUGCCGCAGCAGCAGCUAGUCGUCGUCCGCCAAGCGAUCCUACUGCGCCCGGUCUUUAGGAAAGUUUGAGGCUGUACUCGUGUUCUCGUCGCUCAUCGGUGGUACCGUCCCUCUAUGCCGCUGUAACACCCGACCAAUUCCCUCUUGGACCCCGUAGGAUCCUGUAGUGUCGAUGGUGAAGUGGAAAACCCGCCAGUGACCGUUUCAUCCGUUCGUAACGAGGAAUCGCGAUCGCGAGACGAAACAUGAGAAGAGCCAAGGGCAAGCAUAAAUCGUAGCGCCGCGCCUCCUCAGCCGCGACCAAGCCGUCGCUCGAGUGACAUCGACGUACAAAAGCGGGACCGGGAAAUCCGGACCUGGAUCCGUCGGGCGAUCUCGCCAGACUCGAGGAAAAUGUCCACCGUAGCGCCCGCCGGGAACAGUACCGCGGGACCGAACGGGAAUGGUCCGAUUGUACCUGCUCCGGUGUUCGCGUUACCGACGUUGUCCUUUACCGUCGGCCAAGUGGCCACGGUCUGUGAGACCUUAGAGGAGAGCGGGGACAUCGAGAGGCUGGCCAGGUUUCUAUGGAGCCUGCCGGUCGCGCACCCCAACAUCCAGGAACUGAAUCAAAGCGAGGCGGUCCUCAGGGCGCGCGCCAUCGUGGCUUUCCACUCGGGGCAAUAUCGCGAGCUCUACGCGAUCCUGGAGAGGCAUAAGUUCACCAAGGACUCGCACGGUAAGCUGCAAGCUAUGUGGCUGGAGGCGCACUAUCAGGAGGCCGAGAAGCUGCGCGGCAGGCCGCUGGGUCCGGUGGACAAGUACCGCGUUCGGAAAAAAUUCCCGCUGCCGAGGACGAUCUGGGACGGCGAGCAGAAGACGCACUGCUUCAAGGAGAGAACCAGGUCGCUGCUGCGGGAGUGGUAUCUCCAGGACCCCUAUCCGAAUCCGGGCAAGAAGAGAGAGCUGGCGUCCGCGACGGGGCUGACGCCGACGCAGGUUGGGAAUUGGUUCAAGAAUAGGAGGCAAAGGGAUCGCGCUGCUGCGGCGAAGAACAGAAUGCAACAGCAAUCAGGCCCAGGAAACGGAAACACACGGCGCACCCUGAGCCCGGGACCCGGUGGCAGCGAUUCCGAGGAUUCCGAUAUUUCCCUCGGAGGAGCAUCACCAGCGUCACCGAAUGCCUCGCCGCCCCCGAACCAUCAACCAUCCCCGGUGCCGCUUGGACCUCUCGGACCCUUGCCAACUCCUUCCUUAAAUUUCCGUUUCGAUCCUACGCAGCCGCAGUUUCGGUUCGGCCAUACAACGCCUUUCAAGUUUCCGCCGACGGGCUUCCGAUUCGGACCGCACAGUCCGCAGCCUAAUCACCCAACUAUGCCGAGCGGAGGGAUUUUCAGGAUCGCGGAGACCAGCCCUUUCCAGGCUAUAGGGCCCAGGGGUGAUGUAGGAUCGAGAUUACCGGAUCCAUUGGGACUGCCCCCACCGAGGCUCCACCCGCACGAGGGCCUGCUACACCACCCGCACCCCCAGCUGGCCGAUGGGAUAUCCAGGAUAUCCGAGACGUCGCGGCUGUCCGACGGUGGGCUCUCGCGACUGUCGGACAGUUUGUCGGAGGCCCACAGCCCGCCAUUGCUGGCGGCGAACCUCUCGGUCGCGGGUCCCUUGAGGGUGGCUGUGCCCAGCCCUGGCACCCCCUCCUCCCGGGGCAGCCCGCCCCCCCGGCAGCAGACACCUCAGGGUCAACCUCAGAGUCAGGGUCUGAUAAGGGUCGCCACACCACCGCCGCCGCCGCCACCGCCGCCGCCGCCGCUGCCGAAUCCGAGACCGCAGAUUCACAGACCGUUCUCACCCUCGUGAUUCGACGAGAGCGACAGGAGAAGAAACGCCAUCCUUGGGGCAAACGAUGAUGCCGUGUGACGUCGAGGUAAAUCGCAGUCGACGCGCGAUCACGACUUCGAGCGAGCGAGCGGACGUUCGUUCGGAACUAUGCUGCGAAGACACGGGGGUAAUUAUUACCGGACGACAAUCUGGCUUGCGAGUGAAGUCCUCGUGAAUCGAAGGAGAUGGUAACGGCGAUCCGGAGAACGGAGUCGGUCGGUGGAAGUUUCAAGGGCGAAUCGGUCCUCCGUUAACUUCGUGAAGACUGACGCGACGGAGUCAUCGCGCGAGGAUUAGUCGAGGACAGUUGCCCCUCCGCGACGCACCAAUUUGCUUCGUCGAAGAAGAAACUCCAAGUGGUUGGGGAACGGUCGACGCAACGCGCAUGUGAAAACGAAUCAACGACGUGGUAUCGUUAACGAAAGAAUCGCCGCUCGAGAAUACCAAGUGUCAUUACGCUUUAGAUCUUAGGGGAAGCUCUCUCCUCCGCUCGGUGACGUGUGCGUCGAGAAGCAGCUCGCGCAAAGAAACGAUCCCCGAUCGCGAGACGUGCGGGAGGGGAGGGGGGAAGGGGACGGACGGACAGAAUAGACUCUUCGAAAAGUGAGUACAUGUCCAUCGGAUAAGUGCAAUCCUCUCGGCUACGAAGGAGAGAACGGACGGUCAGGGUGUGGUGGUGGUGGUGGUGUGUGUACAUAACUUUUUCUUAGGCGUUUCCGACUCGCCCGCUCGUCGAAAGCCCAAGAACCACGCAUAGCGUAUACAGUGGGAUCCCCAUAGUUUGUAAAUAGCGCCGCUUCUUAGCGUCCUCCCACCCCCGAUGCUCUCUCUCUCUCUCUUUAUCGCGAGCCGUAUCUCCGUGAUCGAUUAAUUAAGCAGCGAACUGUACGCCGACGUUUCGGAGUGCCGAAGAGUGUGGCGAUCGGAUCUACCGCACGAGGCGACGAAACGCGAGAGAACUCCGAGAUGGAAUUUGCCUACGGUACCGGUAUCGAGGAAAACCCGCGAAAAUGACGCGGCGGACAACACGCGCGAUUCUCUCUCCUGCGUUUCUCCAAUCCUUCCCUUUUUUAUUUUUUUUUUUUUAUUGAACGAUAUCGCACAACAGCCACGCGUCGAAGUCGGCAGCAAACGAGAGGAGGACGCGACCGAUUGCGCAAAAGAGUCGCGCGCUAACAGCUGCAGUAAGUAAGGAAGAUAAUCAUCGUAUGGUAUAUUCGACGACGUCGUUGUGUGUGUAAGUUAAUUAUGCAGUUUACAAGUCUGCAUGUUUUUCUUAGAAAAAAGUCAAGUCAAAGUGAAUUCUAUAAUUUUAACUGAGACAGACAACGACAAGGAGAGUCGAACGUUACCUUACCCGAGUAGAAAUUCGGCUCUACAUCAAUCGCGCCAAUUCCGUCGAAUUUAAGGGAUCACGAGAUUCUUCAAUGGUCAAUAUAAAAAUCCGUUCACAUUUGACGCAUUUUUGCGGGAUUAACGUAGAAUGAAAAUUUCGACUCGGGCGGCCCGCGACGUGACCGCUUGCAUUAUUGCCGGGUUUAGCGCGUGAGAAGAAGAGUAUCUCGCGCUUUUCGCCCCUUUCUCUGUAGAUAGACACGUUUAGCAAAAUUCUUGUAUAAUCAGUCCGAAGAUAUAA